AUGGGACGCACAUUCCUUGAGGCCUUCUUUUUCGAACUGAAUCUCACCCCAGACCAAAGACACAUGUUGGACGCCGUUCUCAGACUUUUUAAUCCAACUCCUGAGUCUGGUCCUAUAAACGUCACUAAUCAGAUCGAACACGUAAUUGAUACGGGUGAUGCAAAACCCGUCAUGAAACGCCAGUAUACAGUAUCGCCAUAUGUGGCUGAACAAGUUCAAGCCGAAUUGGAUAAAAUGCGUAGUCGUGACAUCAUUAUGACCAUCGAAGAAAGCCCUUGGCGGUCACCAAUUCUGGCUGUAAAGAAGAAAGACGGAACGUGUCGCGUGUGCUUGGACGCGAGAGAAUUUCAGCACGACUAA
Molecule: messenger RNA, 360 nt
Organism: Rhagoletis zephyria (snowberry fruit fly)
Lineage: Eukaryota; Metazoa; Arthropoda; Insecta; Diptera; Tephritidae
Source: RefSeq, a predicted model, not a curated record